Thamnophis sirtalis is the source of this 1006-nucleotide messenger RNA. The record is from RefSeq and is a predicted model, not a curated record. Lineage: Eukaryota; Metazoa; Chordata; Lepidosauria; Squamata; Natricidae.
UGUUGGCAAGGAGAUCCAAAUGAAAGGCCAUGGUUCUCAGAGCUGGUGGAAAUAUUAGGGGACUUACUUCAGGCUAAUGUACAAGAGGAUGGCAAAGAUUACAUACCUUUGAAUACUCUAUUACCAGAGGGUGUUGGGUCUGUUCAUUGCUCUCCAAGUUCCUCUGAUCUUCAUGAGAGAAAAAACAGUUCAGUACCAGCCUUGACUAAUGCACGUGCUGAAAUUUUGGGAAAAUAUGUUCAUGCUUUCAAGAUGAAACCAUUCCACAGAGUCUUUGAAGAAAGUUCAUCUAACAACAAGUUUCAGCCUGAUAAUUAUCAAGCUGAGGGGAGAAUGCCUUUGAAACAGCUAAAACGUUUUACAUGGACUGGCAUCAGACCAAAGCAGACUUUUGGGAGUUUCUACCCUGGAAACAGAAGCAAGGAACCUGUCUUUUUGGACACAGCUGAGCCAAAUGACUACAGUUUAAGUUUUGAUCAUAUCACUAAUACAAUGCAGCCACUUACAUGUAGCAAAAUAAUGUGUGAAGAAAAACUAGUGCAGGGUCUUUCUCCUUCCAGUCUCAAUUCAAUGGUGCGCCAUUCUACUUGCUAAUGUUAAAAUACCUGUCUUUUGAGCUGCCGGUGUCUACCACCACUUAAAUGCAUCAAAUAUUAUUUUGCUGCACAUCAAUUCAUCAUCACCUGGCUCAGUUUCCAAAAAAUAUUUCUAUAAUGCAACUCCCUACAUCAGCAUGUGUGAGCCCCUAUCCAAUAGUUGAAAGUAACAUAAAUAGGAGGACAAAGGGGAUGCCUUAUUUAUUACAAUAAUAAAGGUGGGAGAGAAAUAUAGUAUUUCCUGGAGGGAAUGAAAAUCUUGUGCAUUGAUCUUCCCGAUUCUUAACAUCAGAUUAAUGCUCUGGAUUUCUUUUAUUCAGAUUGUAUUGUGCAACAUUUACUAUUUCAAAAACAGCUGCCAAUCUAAUCUUUUGUAAGGCUGACUUCACACUUUUACUAGUCAUUUGUCC